Molecule: messenger RNA, 2592 nt
Organism: Fusarium tjaetaba
Lineage: Eukaryota; Fungi; Ascomycota; Sordariomycetes; Hypocreales; Nectriaceae
Product: aaa family atpase
Exons: 4
Coding region: 1-2592 (863 amino acids)
Molecular function (GO): ATP binding; ATP hydrolysis activity
Source: RefSeq, a predicted model, not a curated record
AUGCCACCAGAGGUUGCUCAACCAAUCCAGACGAGCCCUUUACUCCCCCCAGACGCAGUCCUGAAAGCGGAGGAAACUAUGGACGCCCCGACUACACAACCUGAGAUACCAGAUCAUGUUGAGCAAGAAAAGCCAGACAAGACCUCUGAAUUCGACCUUCUCCAGGAAGCAUUGGUUCGCCUGGCCGAGAUGAAUAAGCUGUUCACUACUGAAAGGAUUUAUGAGAAUACUGAAGAUGUCGCGAAUGCCGCUGAAACGUCCAUGUAUAGGAGUCUCUGCAAAGGAUUACUCGAAAAGAAUCGUCGGCUUGGACAGCUCACAAUGCGAUCGCAGCAAGCAGCCAUACACCACAAUUUUACAACUAUGAGGAUCGAAGAGCUUGAGAAAGAGGUCAAGGAUUUGAAAAACAGAGUUUACGAGCUGGGAGACGACCAUGAUUUCAAGAAACCGAAGGACAAACUUCCUAUCCAUCUGCACAAGCUGAAGAGAUCCAAUCCCUAUGAGUUUGCACUCAACAACGACAUCAUCCUUCUUCCGAUAUCUCAGCAACCAGCUUUAGAGGUCAAAUUGGCAGAAGCAGUAGUCACUAAACCGACCAAGGAUGAGAAUGCUUCACACAAUAUGGGUAAUGACUCUGACAUCACACCCGAAGGACUUAUCCAGUUUAAUCCGGAGAGACUCAGAAUAAGAUCUCGUCCGCUUAUGUUUCGCCUUGAAAUAGAUGGGGAGACGGUCUACAGCGGCAUGACGUUUCUUCGGCCCUUCAAGUUCUUCAUCAAGCACGAAGCAGCUAUUAGGAAAAGCGUGCCUGAUGUAGAGGCCAAAGUAAAACAGGAAGAGAAAGAUGACUCUGAGAAUAAUCCGGAGAAGAAGAAGAGGGGCAAAAAGGAGUACGACCUAGACCAGCGACAGUUUGACGCCAAGGAUCUCCUGAAGGAUCUCGAAUUAUUGGUUACAUUUCUCGAUACAGAUCUCCGGCCAACCUUUGAUCUUAGGCGACAAAUCAGAGAUGGAAAGGCUGUUGAAAUCGAGUACGCCGAUCUGAGACAUCUGUUUGAGAGAGGAGAUAUUGUUGUUGCUAAAGCAAAUCCAGCUUAUGCCCGAAUGGUUGUGAAUGUGGCUGGCGGAAACGAUAAGAGAGAGGUGCUGGAAUGGCCGUGGUGUAAGCAUCUCGAUGAGUACAAUUAUUCAUGCUGUGGAAGCGAUGUUAUCUUCAACGACUUGGAGCUGGACGAUGUCGAUGCUCAAGAAUUCCUCAAGAAGAAAGGUUAUAUCCUACAGCCGCUUACAUUGGAAGAUCUAACAGAUGAGCAUCUCAUGAUCAUGAGGCCAUAUGUUCAUGCGUUUGUUUUACGCUCGAGGCAAUGGGUCACGAUAAGAUCUGACGAUCUGCAAGACGUUAUUUUCCGAAACAGCUUCGAUGAUUUGGUCUUACCGGAUAACCACAAAACAACCGUCCAGGCAUUAGUUACCACCCAUGAGAAAGAAAAAUCACCACUAUCUUCUAGUCCUGAAAAGCCGAGCAUCGGAUCUGUGCUAGACCUUGUUCAAGGAAAGGGCAGUGGACUUGUCAUUUUGCUACAUGGACCACCCGGUGUUGGAAAGACGUCGACAGCCGAAUGCGUCGCUGACGAUACAAAACGGCCUCUGUUUCCAAUUACUUGCGGUGACAUUGGAGAAACUGCUGCUGAUGUUGAGCAUAACCUGCAAAACCACUUUGAAUUGGCUCACAAAUGGGGUUGUGUCCUACUUCUGGACGAAGCCGAUAUAUUCCUCGCCAAACGCACCCGCAGCGACUUGCGCCAUAAUGCCGUCACAAGUGUAUUCCUUCGAAGCUUGGAGUAUUACGCUGGAAUCCUCUUUUUGACGACAAAUCGCGUUGGUGUUAUCGAUCCAGCAUUCAGGUCCAGGAUUCAAAUGUCUUUGGUUUACCCCCAGUUGAGCCUUGACGUUACGUGCAAGUUGUACGAGAAGUUUAUUAGAAGAGCCAAGACAGAGCAGAUGAAACAGGGGUACUAUGCUUUCAAAAUUAAGGAGAAAGAGAUUCUCAAGUUCGGAAAGAAGCAUUUUCGAACUUUGGAAAAAAACAGCUACGAGACAUGGAAUGGGCGCCAAAUCCGGAACGCAUUUCAAACAGCCAUCGCCCUAGCAGAGCAUCAAAGCAUGACCCAAUCCCCAGGGGAUCCUCAGCCGACACUAGGCAGAGAGCAGUUUGAAGCAGUGGCGCGAGGAUUCAUGCAGUUUGACGAAUACCUCAGCAAAACACUCGGAGCUACGGAUGCAGAUAUGGCAAAGCGAGAGGGAUGGCGCCACGACGGGUACAUGAUGGGAGCAGGCACCCCAGCCGUCCCUGUAGUUCCGAUGGCUAUGCCUCAACCAGCUCGUCACGUUCAGAAGCAAGCUGCUGCUAUGAAAUACGAUAGUAAUGAUGAUAGCGACUCUGAGACUGACACUGAUGAGGAACCUGAUAUAGAUGCCAAAGAGGCUAGGGCGGGGAAGAGUGGAUCUGCAGAGAAAGGGGAUUUUGAAACGGAAAGAGAUGAGUUUUAUGAGUAUAUGAAGUGGAAAAGGAAAUGGUCAGGACACAAGUAA